AAAUACCCCUCGGAUCCAAACCCCUUCAUGCUCUCUCCCGAGUCCGGGCUCCCAACGCCACUGGUUCCCCAUCCCAGUAGAGCCGGGAUCCUGCAGGACCCAACGCUAGGGUUCUCCUGAACCCCAUUCCGAGCCCGAUCCCUUCGAAUCCUACUGCAGUUCCUCUGUCCGGGAGUCCAGCCUCCCUUAUCAUUUUUCCGAUCUUUAUAUCUUCCAAUUCCUGUAGUACCAGGUUUCUCUCUCGACUCCUCAUCCUUGCCACCGAUGGAGUUGGCAAAGGACGUUCCGAGUCUGGUCUCUCCUUCGACCUUUGGUAGAUGGAGGAGCAAAUUGGGAGUUUUCGGCAAACACUCGAGUGUUAGUGCGAAGCGAGAGAGAAGUCGUGAUCUGGUGGGAACAUCAGUGGUGAUGAUAACAAUGUCUGGGAUCCGCAACAGAAGGGAGUCUUUGGUCAUCAAUGCAAGUAGUACAGGGGCUGCCGAGGUGGAGACAGCAGUGGCUGAGAGGCCGGGGCUGGCGGUAUUCAAAGUGCUCGCGGGGACGCCGGCACCACUUGGUGCUACGGCUUGCAAUGGAGGCGUCAAUUUUGCUAUUUGUUCCAGUAGCGCUUCGGCAGCCACGCUUUGCCUCUUCACCCUUUCUGAUCUGAAAGCGAAUAGAGUGACAGAGCAGAUCUCCCUUGACCCACUGUUCAACAAGACUGGGGAUAUAUGGCAUGUUUUUGUUCAAGGUGAAUUUAAGGAUAUGCUAUAUGGGUACAAGUUUGACGGAAGGUUUUCUCCUGAAGAAGGGCACUACUUUGAUUAUUCUCGGAUCUUGUUGGAUCCUUAUGCUAAGGCAGUUAUAAGCAGAGGGGAUUAUGGUGUCUUAGAACCUGGUGGUGAUUGUUGGUCUCAGAUGGCUGGUAUGAUCCCAAUUUCGGACGAUGAGUUUGACUGGGAGGGAGAUUUACCUUUAAACUAUCCUCAGAAAGACCUCAUAAUUUACGAAAUGCAUGUAAGAGGCUUCACAAGGCAUGAUUCAAGUCAGACGGAUUCCCCAGGGACUUACCGUGGUGCAGCAAAUAAACUUGACCAUUUGGAGGAGCUUGGAGUCAAUUGCAUAGAGCUAAUGCCGUGUCAAGAGUUUAAUGAGCUGGAGUACUUCAGCUUCAACUCCAUCCUUGGUGAGAAUAAGUCGAAUUUCUGGGGAUACUCAACAGUAAACUAUUUUUCACCAAUGAUAAGGUAUUCAUCAGCUGGGAUGAAUAACUGUGGCCUUGAUGCAAUUAAUGAAUUCAAGACUCUUGUUAAAGAAGCUCAUAAAAGAGGCAUUGAGGUGCUUCUGGAUGUUGUUUUCAAUCACACAGCUGAAGGGAAUGAGAAUGGUCCCAUAUUAUCAUUUAGGGGCAUUGACAACAGCACUUAUUAUAUGCUUGCACCUAAGGGUGGGUUCUAUAAUUAUUCGGGUUGUGGAAACACAUUCAACUGUAAUCAUCCUGCGGUUCGUCAAUUUAUCAUAGAUUGUUUGAGAUACUGGGUUACAGAAAUGCAUGUUGAUGGAUUUCGCUUUGAUCUUGCUUCUAUCAUGACCAGAAGUUCCAGCUUAUGGGAUCCAGUUAAUGUAUAUGGACAUCCAAUAGAAAGUGAUUCAUUCACAACUGGAACCCCCCUUGGUAGCCCUCCACUCAUUGACAUGAUGAGCAAUGAUCCAAUCCUCAGCAAGGUCAAGUUAAUUGCUGAAGCAUGGGAUGCAGGAGGCCUUUACCAAGUCGGUAAAUUUCCUCAUUGGAGUAUUUGGUCUGAAUGGAAUGGGCAGUACCGGGACACUGUGCGGCAAUUCAUCAAAGGUACAAAUGGAUUUUCUGGAGCAUUUGCUCAGUGCCUUUGUGGAAGCCCAAAUCUUUACCAGGAGGGAGGAAGAAAACCCUGGAAUAGCAUCAACUUUGUGUGCGCACACGAUGGAUUUACUUUGGCUGAUCUGGUUACAUACAACAACAAGUAUAACUUGUCCAAUGGUGAAGACAACAGAGAUGGAGAAAAUCAUAAUCUAAGCUGGAAUUGUGGGGAGGAAGGAGAGUUUGCAAGUAUAACAGUAAGACGAUUGAGAAAAAGGCAAAUGCGGAACUUCUUCCUUUGCUUGAUGGUUUCUCAAGGCGUUCCCAUGAUCUACAUGGGUGAUGAGUAUGGUCACACAAAAGGAGGCAACAACAAUACUUACUGCCAUGAUAAUUAUCUCAACUAUUUCCGAUGGGAUAGGAAGGAAGAAUCAUCAUCAGACUUCUAUAGGUUCUGCCGUCUGAUGACUAAAUUCCGCCAGGAAUGUGAAUCUCUUGGCCUUGAAGACUUCCCAACAGCUGAACGACUCCAGUGGCACGGCCGCCACCCCGGGAUGCCAGACUGGUCGGAAACCAGUCGGUUCGUGGCAUUCUCCAUGACGGAUGCAGUGAAGGGAGAAAUCUAUGUAGCUUUUAACACAAGCCAUCUCCCGGUGACCAUCACGCUGCCAAACCGCCCAGGCUACCGAUGGGAGCCGCUGGUGGACACGGGCAAGCCCACACCCUAUGACUUCCUCUCCGACGAUCUUCCAGACCGAGACACAGCCGUCAAACAAUAUGCCCACUUCCUCAAUUCCGACCUCUACCCCAUGCUCAGCUACUCCUCUAUUAUCCUAGUAUUGCACCCAGCAGAUGCUUGAUAAUCUUCUUCU
Messenger RNA from Elaeis guineensis (African oil palm), 2688 nucleotides. RefSeq names its product isoamylase SU1, chloroplastic. Gene Ontology annotation, molecular function: hydrolase activity, hydrolyzing O-glycosyl compounds. Gene Ontology annotation, biological process: carbohydrate metabolic process. NCBI's taxonomy places the organism in Eukaryota, Viridiplantae, Streptophyta, Magnoliopsida, Arecales, Arecaceae. The record is from RefSeq and is a predicted model, not a curated record.